CAGAGAGCAAGCAGUGAGGAUCUGAAGGAACAAGCAGACUCGCAAUUUCCAGAAGCCAUUACAGCGUACACUGAGGUGGAGGGAUGGAAAUGGCUACGGUUCAGGAAGAUUUGGCAAGCGAAUUCCAGUGCCCAGUGUGCUGCAAUUAUAUCCAGACUCCUAUACUACAGUGUCCUAACGGUCAUGUGAUUUGCACCAAUUGUCGUCUCAAGUUCACUUGUUGUCCAAUAUGCAGGGCACGUUUGGGAAACAGUCGGAACUUGUUAGUGGAGAAAAUUACAAGAACUCUUAAGCUUCCUUGCAACUAUUCAACAUCUGGCUGUGCAGUAGCCCUUCUACACACUGAGAGGAGGGCACAUGAAGAAACAUGUGAAUUCCGGCCAUGCCCCUGUCCGUUCCCAGAGGACGGUUGCAAAUGGCAAGGUUCCCUUGAGGACGUGGCACCUCACCUUAAGAAGUCUCAUAGAUUUAUCGGAGAUAUUGAAGAUAAGGUUUUUCAUUUAUCAAUAUCAGAGAUCAAUGAGCCAAGACCAGCGGUCUGGUUCCAUAUGCUGUCGCGUUUUGGCUACAAUUUUAUUGUGGUAUUUUGUAAACCAAACGCGGUUGAUGGGCGUGAACAAUAUUUUGUUACAAUACAACUGAUUGGGUCAAGGACACAAUCUGAAAACUUUACAUAUAGGUUGGAACUAAAAGGCCAAAGAAGACGUUUGUUAUGGGAAGCAACAACAAGAUCCAUCCAAGAAGGAGACUUCUCAACAAUCAUGAACUCUGACUGUCUGCUACUGAAUCUCUGCACUGUCAAAGAAUUUGCAGAUAACGGCAAGCUGAGCUUCGAUGUGUCAAUUUCUAUGGUCUGAGACUGGCAUACUUUGGAGUUGAUGAUCACUGCCAGAGUUUUAAUAGUAUUGCCUAUCGAUAACACUACGCAACAUGAGUUUUUUUUUUUGAUAUUAGCGUAUAGUUCUGGAAAAUACCCUCACGGAUUCUCAUAUCAAGCAAAGAUUUAAAACACUGAACAGAGGAGAAAACGUGAUCAGCUGGUGUUUGAG
Messenger RNA from Cryptotermes secundus, 1049 nucleotides. RefSeq names its product E3 ubiquitin-protein ligase SIAH1B-like. The record is from RefSeq and is a predicted model, not a curated record. Lineage: Eukaryota; Metazoa; Arthropoda; Insecta; Blattodea; Kalotermitidae. Gene Ontology annotation, molecular function: ubiquitin protein ligase activity; ubiquitin conjugating enzyme binding; zinc ion binding. The transcript is spliced from 2 exons. Gene Ontology annotation, cellular component: cytoplasm. Gene Ontology annotation, biological process: multicellular organism development; proteasome-mediated ubiquitin-dependent protein catabolic process. Bases 84 to 857 code for a protein of 257 amino acids.